Lynx canadensis (Canada lynx) is the source of this 4533-nucleotide messenger RNA. It is a transcript of the gene GMPS, whose product is annotated as guanine monophosphate synthase. The record is from RefSeq and is a predicted model, not a curated record. Gene Ontology annotation, biological process: GMP biosynthetic process. Gene Ontology annotation, cellular component: cytosol. Gene Ontology annotation, molecular function: GMP synthase (glutamine-hydrolyzing) activity; ATP binding; GMP synthase activity. Bases 406 to 2487 code for a protein of 693 amino acids. The transcript has 16 exons. NCBI's taxonomy places the organism in Eukaryota, Metazoa, Chordata, Mammalia, Carnivora, Felidae.
UUUCCCGGGGGCGGGCCUCGGCGGCGCGAACGGACCUGGGGGCGGGGCCGGGCCCCGAAGGUCCCUCCUUCCGAGGCGGGCUUGUUUGGCCGUGGCUGCAGCUGCGGGGUGUCCGCGGUUUGGCUGCCUAGCCAAACGGGCUCUGGCUCCUCCCAGUGGCCGGCCGGGGCGGAAGCAGGAGGCGGGGGCAGCGUGUGCGCUGCUGGUCUCCUCUCCCGCGGCGCUGGGGCCCGCGUUCCGCGGCUGCUGCUCGAUUCGGCGCCUCGCAGUCGGCCAGCUCCUCUCGGCGCCCGCCGGCUUCUGGACCAGGCCUCCUUCUCAAGCCCCGGCCCGCGGCGUCGACCCCGCCAGCCCUCUAACGCCCCGUCUCAUAGUGUGGCCACCGCUGCCGCGGCCCCAGCCCCGAUGGCUCUGUGCAACGGAGACUCCAAGCUGGAGAAUGCUGGAGGAGACCUUAAGGAUGGCUGCCACCACUAUGAAGGAGCUGUUGUCAUUCUGGAUGCUGGUGCCCAGUAUGGGAAAGUCAUAGACCGAAGAGUACGAGAACUGUUCGUGCAGUCGGAAAUCUUCCCCUUGGAAACACCAGCAUUUGCUAUAAAAGAGCAAGGAUUCCGUGCUAUUAUCAUCUCUGGAGGCCCUAAUUCUGUGUAUGCAGAAGAUGCUCCCUGGUUUGAUCCAGCAAUAUUCACGAUUGGCAAGCCUGUUCUUGGAAUUUGCUAUGGCAUGCAGAUGAUGAAUAAGGUAUUUGGAGGUACUGUGCACAAAAAAAGUGUUAGAGAAGAUGGAGUCUUCAGUAUUAGUGUGGACAACACAUGCUCAUUGUUCAGGGGCCUUCAGAAGGAAGAAAUUGUUUUGCUUACCCACGGAGAUAGUGUAGACAAAGUAGCUGAUGGAUUCAAGGUUGUGGCACGUUCUGGGAACAUUGUGGCAGGUAUAGCAAAUGAAUCUAAAAAAUUAUACGGAGCACAGUUCCACCCUGAAGUUGGCCUUACAGAAAAUGGGAAAGUAAUACUGAAGAAUUUCCUCUAUGAUAUAGCUGGGUGCAGUGGGACCUUCACUGUGCAGAACAGAGAACUUGAGUGCAUUCGAGAGAUCAAAGAGAGAGUAGGCACAUCAAAAGUUUUGGUUUUACUCAGUGGUGGAGUUGACUCAACAGUUUGUACAGCUUUGCUGAAUCGUGCUUUGAACCAAGAUCAAGUCAUUGCCGUGCACAUUGAUAAUGGCUUUAUGAGAAAACGAGAAAGCCAGUCUGUAGAAGAGGCCCUCAAAAAGCUUGGAAUUCAGGUCAAAGUGAUAAAUGCUGCUCAUUCCUUCUACAAUGGAACAACAACUCUACCAAUAUCAGAUGAAGAUAGAACUCCACGAAAAAGAAUUAGCAAAACGUUAAAUAUGACUACAAGUCCUGAAGAGAAAAGAAAAAUUAUUGGAGAUACUUUUGUUAAGAUUGCCAAUGAAGUGAUUGGAGAAAUGAACCUGAAACCAGAGGAGGUUUUCCUCGCCCAAGGUACUUUACGGCCUGAUUUAAUUGAAAGUGCUUCCCUUGUUGCAAGUGGCAAAGCUGAACUCAUCAAAACCCAUCACAAUGACACAGAGCUUAUCAGAAAGUUGAGAGAAGAGGGAAAAGUAAUAGAACCUCUGAAAGAUUUUCAUAAAGAUGAAGUAAGAAUUUUAGGCAGAGAACUUGGACUUCCAGAAGAGUUAGUUUCCAGGCAUCCAUUUCCAGGUCCUGGCUUGGCAAUCAGAGUAAUAUGUGCUGAAGAACCUUAUAUUUGUAAGGACUUUCCUGAAACCAACAAUAUUUUGAAAAUAGUAGCUGAUUUUUCUGCAAGUGUUAAGAAGCCACAUACACUAUUACAAAGAGUCAAAGCUUGUACAUCAGAAGAGGAUCAGGAGAAGCUGAUGCAAAUUACAAGUUUGCAUUCAUUGAAUGCCUUCCUGCUGCCAAUUAAAACUGUAGGUGUGCAGGGUGACUGUCGUUCCUACAGUUACGUGUGUGGAAUCUCCAGUAAAGAUGAGCCUGACUGGGAAUCUCUUAUUUUCCUAGCUAGACUUAUACCUCGCAUGUGUCACAACAUUAACAGAGUUGUCUAUAUAUUUGGCCCACCAGUUAAAGAACCUCCUACAGAUGUUACUCCCACUUUCUUGACAACAGGGGUGCUCAGUACUUUACGCCAAGCUGACUUUGAGGCACAUAACAUUCUCAGGGAGUCUGGGUAUGCUGGGAAAAUUAGCCAGAUGCCAGUGAUUUUGACACCAUUACAUUUUGAUCGAGACCCGCUUCAGAAGCAGCCUUCAUGUCAGAGAUCUGUGGUUAUUCGAACCUUUAUUACUAGUGAUUUUAUGACUGGUAUACCUGCAACGCCUGGCAAUGAAAUCCCUGUAGAGGUGGUGUUAAAGAUGGUCACUGAGAUUAAGAAGAUUCCUGGUAUUUCUCGAAUUAUGUAUGACUUAACAUCAAAGCCCCCAGGAACUACCGAGUGGGAGUAAUAAACUUCUUGUUCUAUUAAAGUAUUGUGUUCAGUUUAAAUUGAUUAGAAACCAUUCCCAGUAUUGACAUGCGGUACUGUGAAAAGAGUUACUGGAGCGGCUGCAUCACAUCUGAGUUCUCUACAGCAAAAAUCUACGGCUUAAGAGCUGAGUUGGGGAUAACUAAAAGGGACUGAAGAGUUUGUACGGGUAUAAUCAAAGCACCAUUGCCUACACUCAGACAGAUUGACACUGCUUUUGCCUUUGCCUCACUUGUUCUUUAUGUAUAAACUCACUGUUGCUAUUAAUGUCUCUGUCAAUGAAGAUGUAUGAAGGUGGCUGAGUUUGGGAUUAGUAAUGAGUCUCUGUCCCCUUUCCAGUUUCUAAGAGCUGUUAGAAACACCCAUUAUUUACCAGUGUGACUUAGUAUGUAUAUCUUCCAGAGAAUCUGAAUUUUCAUGUAAGUAACCUUACUCCUCCAAAGGUGGGGAUAAGGGAUGAACAUAAUCAGAUAAAGUGUAGGUGGGUUGUUUCAGUCACUUUUGCAGAAACUGGGGCUAUCAAAUGUAAGCUGCCAUAUCACAGUCAUGGGAGGCCAUGGGAGAAGGAAGCUAUGAAUGGCCUCAAUUUAAAAUGUUUUCAAAUCCUGUUCCACAUAGAUGCCUUGGUGUUCACCGUCAACCUGUUCAUUAGUAAGGAGCUUUAUCACCGCCCCUCCCCCACCGCCUCCCCAGUGUUGCCAGCUCCCAUAGCCUUGCCGAGGAAGUUUCUGUUCUUUUUCCCACAAGAGGCUAUCUCUGGUGUAGCAUCGAUAAAGUCUGAGCAUUUUAAUCUCAUUUGGUCAGAGGGCCAGCUCUGAGCCUACAGAAACCAUCAUGCAUGCCCACAGUUUAUAUCUUCUAGUAAAGAGUGUAAAAUGAACUCUUAGAUGUAAUCUGUAGGUGGAUUUAUUAUUACCCACUGCUCAGAAGACUUGUGACCAGUUCUUGGUCCAUGCAAGAUAUUGCCAAACCUUAUAAUCUUUCUAUCAUUCAUAAGAAAAGAUUCAAGAACUUGUGUAGGACUCAUUGCCAUUGCCACUGGUUUCUACCAGAUCCUUUAUAACAUCCAUGUAUGCAGUAUAAAAAUAGUACUAGACUUAAAUUCUACAACCAUUUCUCCAUGUUUUAGCUGAUCUUACUAUUUAAGAACAUAAGUGAGUUUUUGUUCUGUUUGUUUUUUUUUUAAUUGAGGUUAACUGACAUGUACUAGAUUAGUUUCUGUUGGCAUACUAAACCCAUUUCAGGUUGCUGCCUCUUCAAGAUCCUUUGUAUCAAUCAGGUACAAAAUUUUCUUUGGGAUUCAGUGUUAGGUAAAUCGUAAAAUUAUGCGAUGUAGAAGUCUACUUUUUAUUCUGGCUGGUCCAGAGGACAAGAAAACUGUAUUGCCAGACCUGCAAGGGAAGAACUUCUGUCUAUUGUAACAGAGACCUGUCCCCAAAGCAAAGGGGUAUUUGACUUCUACAGAACUUGAAGGGUUUAUUUUCUGUCCUGAAGAUGAGGUAUUCAUACUGCCUUUUGGAAAGAGGAAAUGUAAGUGAUCUGGCCUUAACAGAUUUGGACUCAUGUUAUCUUAGACCUGGAAUAGACAACCUCUAAAAGGCUUACAAAUAUUUACAUUGUGUGAAAAAAUUCCUCUUGUAGCAGAAGUGUCUUACAGUUUUGUAUUCAAGCAAAUAGGAAACUAGGAAGAAUAUAUAAGUGUUUUCUUUUUAAUGUAUCUUCUGUGGAAAACUGCUCCACCAAGAUGAACCUUGUCAAAGGGUUAGGUGGUCAUAUAAAUUGGGAAAGUGCUGUUCACUUGUCCUGUCUUGGAAAGUCAUGGUAUACAUUAUAUUCAAAGCUCUGAGAGAUUUUGAUGUUAAAAGCAAUUGUUAAAACUUUUUAACUUAAUGUUUUCCUGAUACUGUCUGCGAAACCCUUUUUAUAAUUCUUAAUACUGGAAAAAAUGGUGUCUCCAAAACAUAUCCUGACAUCAUAAAGUAAAAAAAAAAAAAAAAAAAAAAAAAAAAAAUUUUUUUCUGGAAUU